AUGAAAUCCGACGACAUCGAAAAGAUCAGCGGCUGCUCCCUGUCUCUGCACAGCGUGAGCCAGCCCGAGCUCGACACUGACUCCACGAACGAAAUCAACGCGAACGCGGCAGAUUCCAAACCGCAAAACAAAUAUAAGAAAUGGGCCGCGAGUAUCAAGAACAUGGAGGGCCGCGGCAUUGGGCCGGUGCCUUUGGAAGAGCGCCAGCCACUGACCCCGUCCACAUCGUUGCACAUGCUGCUGAUGUGGUUCAGCAUGACGCUGGCAACGAAUAAUAUCAUCGUGGGGUCGAUGGGCACGCUCGUCUUAGGUCUUCGAUACAAGGACGCUGCUCUCUGUGCGAUUUUUGGCAAUCUGGUGGGAGCUGCCACCGUGGGAUACAUGAGCACUUGGGGUCCUAUUAGUGGGAACCGCACACUGGUCAGUGGAUACCCUCCAACAGGACGUGGAUACGAGUGUUGA
Messenger RNA from Penicillium riverlandense, 462 nucleotides. RefSeq lists its product as uncharacterized. Gene Ontology annotation, molecular function: transmembrane transporter activity. The record is from RefSeq and is a predicted model, not a curated record. Gene Ontology annotation, cellular component: plasma membrane; fungal-type vacuole membrane. Gene Ontology annotation, biological process: transmembrane transport. The transcript has a single exon. The coding region runs from base 1 to 462 and encodes 153 amino acids. NCBI's taxonomy places the organism in Eukaryota, Fungi, Ascomycota, Eurotiomycetes, Eurotiales, Aspergillaceae.